CCCAUCAGGCCCUUCGCGGGGAAGAUGGCGGCGCCCAGGUAGAGGUCUUGAGGCGAGGGGGUCGGUAUGGCGUUGGUGUCGUGGCCCGCUUGGCGGGCACUGGCUAGCUCUGGACAGCUCGGCCUCGGAGGAUGCGGAGCCCCCAGACGCGGGGCUUACGAGUGGGGCGUGCGUUCCACGCGGAAGCCCGAGCCCCCUCCCCUCGAUAGAGUGUACGAGAUUCCUGGACUGGAGCCCAUUACUUACGCGGGGAAGAUGCACUUCACGCCCGGCCUGGCGCGGCCCGUCUUCCCGCCCUGGGAUCCCGGCUGGACUCACCCAAAGUUCUACCGCUCGCCCCCCAUUCACGAGCAGCCGCUGUACAAGGACCAAGCCUGCUACAUCUUCCACCAGCGUUGCCGGCUCCUUGAGGGUGUGAAGCAGGCUCUCUGGCUUACCAAGGCCAAGCUCAUAGAAGGCCUUCCUGAGAAAGUGCUGAGCCUUGCUGGCGAUCCGAGGAACCACAUAGAGAGCCAAGAUGAGCGUGUGCUGAACGUGAUCUCCCACGCCCGUCUCUGGCACUCCACUGAGGACAUCCCCAAGAGAGAGACCUACUGCCCAGUCAUUGUGGACAGUUUGAUCCAGCUGUGUAAAUCCCAGAUCCUCAAGCAUCCUUCUCUGGCCAGACGGAUCUAUACCAAGAACCACACGUUGUCUGCCACCUGGAAUCGAGAGUCUCUUCUCCUUCGGAUACGUGGUUCCAGGGGAGCCCAACUAAGUGCCAAGGAUCCUCUGCCCCCCAUCGCCUCCAGGGAGGAGGUGGAAGCUACUAAGGAUCACACCCUUGAGACCUUCUACCCCAUAUCUCCCACGAUCGAUCUGCAGGAGUGCCAUGUUUACGAUGUGAAAGAUGACACAGGAUUCCAGAAGGGCUAUCCUUACCCCCAUCCCCAUACCCUGUAUUUCCUGGAGAGAGCCAAUUUACGGCCCCACCGCUUUCAACCAGAUCAGCUGCGGGCCAAGAUGAUCCUGUUUGCUUUCGGCAGCGCCCUGGCUCAGGCCCGGCUCCUCUAUGGGAAUGACAGCAAGGUCCUGGAGCAGCCCAUAGUGGUGCAGAGCGUGGGCACGGAUGGGCGGCUCUUCCAGUUCCUGGUGCUACAGCUGAACACCACAGAUCUUGACUCGAAUGAGGGCAUCAAGAAUUUGGUCUGGGUGGACUCAGACCAGCUCCUCUAUCAGCAUUUUUGGUGUCUGCCAGUGAUCAAAAAGAAGGUGGUUGUGGAACCUGUUGGACCGACUGGUUUCCAGCCAGAGACGUUCCGGAAGUUUUUAGCUCUGUACUUGCAUGGUGCUGUGUGAGUGAGGACCACCCUGGGGCCUGAAUGCCCCUGAAGAACUGCACCCUGGUGGCCUGGCAGCCUGGCCCACUGGUCUCAUGGCAAUAAAGAGGUCUUGCAUUGCU
Molecule: messenger RNA, 1441 nt
Organism: Lepus europaeus (European hare)
Lineage: Eukaryota; Metazoa; Chordata; Mammalia; Lagomorpha; Leporidae
Gene: MRPL37
Product: mitochondrial ribosomal protein L37
Exons: 7
Coding region: 67-1338 (423 amino acids)
Biological process (GO): translation
Cellular component (GO): ribosome; mitochondrion
Molecular function (GO): structural constituent of ribosome
Source: RefSeq, a predicted model, not a curated record